This is a messenger RNA of Colletotrichum spaethianum, 1320 nucleotides long. Its product is annotated as DNA replication regulator SLD2. Gene Ontology annotation, biological process: DNA replication; double-strand break repair via break-induced replication; mitotic DNA replication preinitiation complex assembly. Gene Ontology annotation, cellular component: DNA replication preinitiation complex. Gene Ontology annotation, molecular function: DNA replication origin binding; single-stranded DNA binding. NCBI's taxonomy places the organism in Eukaryota, Fungi, Ascomycota, Sordariomycetes, Glomerellales, Glomerellaceae. The coding region runs from base 1 to 1320 and encodes 439 amino acids. The record is from RefSeq and is a predicted model, not a curated record. The transcript is spliced from 2 exons.
AUGGACGACCAAACGAGGGCUGAUUACGAGUCGCAGUCCCAGAAGCUUCGUGCUGAGCUGAAGAGCUGGGAAACCUCCUGGGCAAAGUCCCAUGACGGAAAGAAGCCCGGCAGAGACGACAUCAAGCGCAACGCCGACAUAGCGACGACGCCUUCCAAGAAACAAAAACAUGCCGAGACGCCUUCGAAGAGAAGAUGGAACCCUGACGAUGCUGGCCUCGUCAGUACACCCUCGAUAUCCAGAACGCUAUUCAGCCCCGCAGCACCGAGAUCGAUUGGCCCUACGCCGCAGCGCGACGGCCGCGUGCUUGGGCUUUUUGACCUGAUGGUAGAGCGCGAACUCGGCACACCGUCAAGAAAGAAUCGGGACCUGAAUACUUCCGCCGAUGCAAGAACGAUGACGACACCGCGGAAGCGCGCAACGCCCACAGACGAAGAGGAUAAUGCGAGACUCGGGCGGACGCCCAUGUCGACAAGCAAACGACAGAUGCUGGAUAGCUUCAUGACGCCAUUGAAGAACAAGGAUUCCGAGGCACUUGAUGCCAAAACACCUACGACUGUAUCGAAACUUCAGUUCAGCACUCCGUCCUUCCUUAAAAGACACACUCAACCGCCGCCUACCAAGGACGACGACUUUGUAGCCCCGCCCUUACGUUUGCCCCGGAAGCCAAUGGUUCGGGGUCUCAGCGCCAUUGUUGCGAGUCUCAGAAAAGUGGAGGAGGAACACCUGGACAACGAUGACGACCUCGAUGCUCUCCGUGAAGCGGAAGGCGAAGUCGUUCGGCCAAAAGCGCCUCCAAAGCCGAGGGAUGAGAUGCUGGCUGCCGACAGCCAGGUGCACCUGCCUUUGGGUGGCUUCGACGACGAAGGCCUGUACGACAGUCCUGAUGAAGAGCAGAAAGGACGGGAUGGAAUGCCACUGAGAGUGUACAAGAAGAAGGGUCAGAAGCGAACGACAAGAAGAGUCAACAUGAGGCCUAUUCACAGCAAACGGCCAUCCGGUCCAGUCGAGGAUGGACAAGAAGAAGAAGGCGACGAAGAGGCCGUGCCGGAAACACAAGCCAACGGUGCAGCAGAUGAUAUGCAAGAUGAGCUUGCAGAUGUGGGAUCCGGCUCGGACGCGGAAUUCGACGAGUCGGCUUCGAAGACUAAAGCCACAAAGACGAAGGCUGCAAAGAAGACGGAGAAGGUGGGGACAGUCAAGAAGGCUGUGAGAAAGGUAAACGAGAUGGCGCACACGAAUUUCCGGCGGUUGAAGUUGAAGAACCACGGCGCGAAGGGCGGGCCGGGAUACAACAGCAAGUUCCGACGACGACGCUAG